Messenger RNA from Vespa mandarinia (Asian giant hornet), 758 nucleotides. Its product is annotated as putative F-box protein At1g47300. Lineage: Eukaryota; Metazoa; Arthropoda; Insecta; Hymenoptera; Vespidae. The record is from RefSeq and is a predicted model, not a curated record.
CGAUUGCAACAAAGUUUCGUCGUCCCGUUAAUUACAGCUUUUUGAAGAGGUCCUUACUCAAAGAAAAUUAUGCAGUAAACUAUAGAAAUGAUAUUUAAUGAAAACCUUUCUUCACGUACACUAUCGAGGUAAAACUACAUUACCGAUGAAUCAGCAACAAUCUACGAACGGCGGUCACUUUAAUAUUUAUCGUUCCAAAAGAUUUAUCGUGAGAAGAGAGAAGACGAGAUGGACCUUCGCCUUGCGCGCGUGGACGGUGCGCCAAUUUCGGAACACCCAGUAUAUAUCCCAGUAUUUAUCAUUUACGAAUGCAGAGCCUGACGAGAACAACGAUCGGUGCUGGCCAUGGAUAAGUUCACUGAUCCCGCGUCGUACGAGAAGAAGCAGCACAUGCUGUUGCUUUUGCUUUUGGUGCUCCAUGUCAUGCAGCUUUUUCGAGAUCGAAACUGAAAAGCGACGGAUUGAUAACGUAUGGCUCGAGGGUAAAAUACCAAGAGGAGGAGAUGGAGGAGGAGGAAGAGAAGGAGGACAAGAAAGAAGAGGAAGAGGAGGAGGAGGAGGAGGAGGAGAAGGAGGAGGAGGAGGAGAAGGAGAAGGAGGAGGAGAAGAGUAUUGGCCGAGAAGGGGUGUUGCUGUACGGAAGGGGGUUGAAGCAGCGCAGUUGGCCUAAAUACCAGCAUGGCUUGACGUUAAUUUAACAGCACGCGGGCGCACAGUUUGCAAGGUGGGCGUUUCAAUAUGUUGAGCCAGUAUAUCCU